AUGCCAAAAAUCUCGGAAACAACAGCACCACCGACAUCACCGCAUCCGGAAUCCAGUGCUACCGAGAAAGAGGAGAUGCAACAACACCUAGAGAAAGCCGACGAGAGUUUUGUCUCGUUUAACAAAGAAGAAAGGCCGGAGCACGUUAUGUCUCAUCAGCAGGCAGACGAGACUGCAGCUUUGUACGAAGCCACAACUUUACGAGAGACUGUAGCUGCACAAGAGAUAGAAGACGAUCAUGCAGUCCAAUCACCCAUAUCGGCAUACGAUGUUAUCGAUGAAGAGCCGGUACGAGUGGAGGUUCCCACCACAUCGAUUUCAGGUCUAAUGGCUUUCAAUGCACCACCAACACAAAUAGAGGCUACCACAACAUCGUGUUCAACCCCAACACCUCCCAAUGCAAUUCCGGUAACCUCGAACCAACCAACCCAACUCCUUGAAGGCCAGAGAGGUAUCCGCCCUGGAGAACUGCUCACAAACAAGGAUACGGAAGUCCAUGCUGUAACAUCAGCGUCACCCUCAGAUCACACCUUGUCUAUCUCUGCAUACACGGCAGAACGAAAUUCUUUAAAACGUCAGCUUGUCGAAGACGAGAACGAAGAGCCAGUGGGCUAUAUUGAUGAAAGAUCAGCAAAACGAACGCGAUCCACGGACAGCCGUAAAUCCAUCGGCGAUCGCAGUACACCAGUUCGUCGCUCAUAUUCCAGCAUGUGGGACGGAUACGAAUGGGCGCUUGUCAAUGAGAAUAUGAGGCAUGGGCCGGAUCAAGCCUUGGAUCUUAACUCUGAAGAUAGGCCAGCUCCAUCGAUCGUUGACCUGUCUAUCAUGGAUCAGAAACCUAUCAUCAAGCAGGAUCCUGAUGAACUUCCGAUGAAUGCACUAGCUUCUUCACAUUCAAUCACUCUGACACCAACUCUGUCUGUCUCAUCAAUCAUACGCCAGCCACCAACAGGACCAAAUGCAGCAACAGAGCAUGUUGACCUUUUUUCUCUCUGCAUACCAUGCACUGGGCCCAAUGGGGCUCCCCAUCCAGCGUCGGAAAACGAGCUCAGCCUCUUAGCAGAUAUACAAAGGAAGGCAAGAAGGAUAUUGAGUGGCGAAAAGGAUAGAGUUGACAUUCGAAGCCGUAUCCCAGCCUGGAUGCGCAAUGGUCUAUCGGAAGAGCAGAAAAAAGGCAUUUUUAAGAUACAGAAAAAAAUCAAUAAAAUGCAAAAGAAGAUCAGGGCUUCACAGUCGGAGAAAAAAGGUGGCAAUGUAAAAGCGAAAGGUGCCAACACCGCCCCUACUAGGCCUACUCCAACACCUACCAAAUACACAUCUGCUUCGGUCAUGCACUGGCAGACAUUUCAUGCGGUCGCACCAACGCCAUCCCAGGCCCACCCUUUGGCACGUCAACAAACUCUUCUGCCCUUUGGUCUUGAACCUCUCGACUAUGGCAAUUUGUUCGGCCCGGCCUUAGUAUAUAGUGCACUAAAACAGGUCAACAACAUGCUCGAAAUGUUCGAGGCCAAUGUAAGAUGUUCUCUUUCAGGCCUCGACUUGAUAAACCUACAAAAGAGCACCGGAAGAGUACAAAACCCACCUCCGCCGGGCUGCGCGUCCCUUUCACUUGCGAAUCAACCUUAUCCCAAACUGGCCGGUCCGUCUCUGGUACAUCACGCGCUACAGGAGCUAAACGAGAUGAUGAGAUCUUUUGGGCUUCUCCAGCAGUUCGCCUUGUGUUGGAGAGAUCUGCGGCAGGUGCAGCAUUAG
This is a messenger RNA of Alternaria arborescens, 1752 nucleotides long. RefSeq lists its product as hypothetical. Lineage: Eukaryota; Fungi; Ascomycota; Dothideomycetes; Pleosporales; Pleosporaceae. The transcript has a single exon. The record is from RefSeq and is a predicted model, not a curated record. The coding region runs from base 1 to 1752 and encodes 583 amino acids.